This is a messenger RNA of Oldenlandia corymbosa var. corymbosa, 771 nucleotides long. Lineage: Eukaryota; Viridiplantae; Streptophyta; Magnoliopsida; Gentianales; Rubiaceae. The record is from the annotation of a GenBank genome assembly.
AUGGGAAGUAUUCCAAAAAAAAUUCGAGCGGUGUCUGCGGCAGAAGAUGAUGAACAGAUUGAUAGACCGGCACCGCCGGCGUGUCUGAAACCGCUGACAUCAAGUGAAGUCCCAGAUCCAAGUAGUAGCAGUGGACCGAAUGGAUUGGGUGGUGCUGACCCUACGGGUGUGGCAGGUGGUCAGCCUCAUUCAAGGACAUCAAAGGAAGAGGAAUGGAUGGCUGCUCCAAGUAAGGGGAAGGCCAGUACUAGGAAAGUCCAGAAGGAUGCAUCUAGUAUCUCUAAGCAAAACAACAAUCUGGGAAACCAGGGAUCAAGGUUUGGUAUUUUGCAGGAGGUAAUUGAGGGUGAUUUUGAGGAGAAGAGGGAAUUUCAUGUGCGUAAGGGCCCUAUUGGUGGAGGAGAUACACUGACUGAGGUGGUUAACAGUGAGGAGGGGAGUGGUCAGAAAGAACCGGAACAAAUGGCUGAAGAUGGUGGUGUAUUGGAGAUGGAUGGAGUUGAAGUGGAGAAUGAAGUAUCUAGUACUCCGAGGACCAUCGUUUUAUCGGCGAUCUUUGUUUUGGAUGCAUUGAAGCAUAAUGUUGUCCAUGUCAUGGAUAAUCCUAUUUUCUAUGACAAUGAUUCCUCCCGGCCGGAUGAUUUUUUUGAGAGGCAGGAUAUGUGUAUGGAGACGGAUGGUUUGGCCUCUUUGUCGGAUGCGUCAGUGUCGGUGUCAGGUGAUCCGGAGGAGCUCAUGGCCAUAGGGACUACGGUCCCAAGUUCGGUUUAA